Molecule: messenger RNA, 3010 nt
Organism: Canariomyces notabilis
Lineage: Eukaryota; Fungi; Ascomycota; Sordariomycetes; Sordariales; Chaetomiaceae
Exons: 4
Coding region: 105-2975 (956 amino acids)
Source: RefSeq, a predicted model, not a curated record
UGGGCCACGUGGAUGAGGUGGCGCAUGAGCCGCACAGCUCCGAGCUCACGUCUCCGAGUUCAGGUUGGGUCGAAGCCACGAACCGAUCGCCGCGCAACUUUGACAUGGGAUAUUCGAGGCUGUUGCCUGCUUCUGCUCCUAUGCCUGCCUCGAGGAUGAUCACAUUCAGAGUCCAAGGCAUACCGUUUGAGUGGUCAUGGGAGGAGCUGGCGCUGGCCAUUGUGGAAUCCCCGUCAACCAUGACCGGGACGCUCUUGCCAGCGCCGGACCCAAGUCUGAAGAGCCAGGUCGCUGUUGUUCAAUUCUCUGACGCGAUCCCGACUUUCCUAAAGCCAGUGGUGGAUGACAGAACCGGCCAGACAACCUCGCAUGUCCGUGUUAACGGCGCCGAUAUACGAUUCGAUAAGAACUUUUGGGGCAUGACGCCCCUUGUCUCUCCGGACCCAGAGGAGGAUGUCUCGAUGGACAUCGUUGCUGUGACCGGGCUUGACGGUAACGCGUACGGAUCCUGGGCGAGCAGAGAGGUCAACGUCAUGUGGCUCCGAGACUAUCUCAAGGACGACAUGCCAAAAUGCAGAGUGCUCACCUUUGGAUACAACACGAAGCUCACCAUCAACAAUAACUAUCGCUUUGAAGAUUUCUGUAAGGAGCUUCUGAGCCAACUUAGCCUCUCUAGGUCCUCAGAUAUGGCUCGAUAUCGGCCGCUGGUACUCGUCGGUCACAGCUAUGGAAGUAGGGUCAUCGCCCAGAGUCUCUGCCAAUGCAAGCGCUCAGAUAAUCCUGACCUCAAUGCAACACUGACCGCCACCUGCGCCGUGGUGUUCUUCGGAGCAGUCCACAGGGGGAUGGAGGCCAGCGACAUAGAAGAGUAUCUUCGCGAUGCGUUUCCCGAUCCAAGAGCACGACUGCAGAUUGUGCAGCAGCUCAGCGUCGAUAACAAUGUAGCGCUGAAGGAGCUGCAACACUUCAUCGACCUCUUCCCCCGAUUCCCAGUCAUCUCCAUCUACGAGCGGCGCCAAAGCCGAAAACUGGUGAAGCAAGAGUCCGAAAAUCCGACUGCAAGGGCGAUCGAGAAAACGUGGAAGCGCGUUGGCGAGCCGUACACACCAACAACCGAGCAUUCCGCUCUGCUGGGACUCCCUGCCAGCCUGGAGAUCUCGAUACCGAGCGAUACGGACCACUCGGGUAUCGCAAAGUUCAGUCAUAAGUCGGACAACGUCUAUCGAGAGCUUCUAAGGCAUCUGAGGAAGGUACAGGCAGAGGUAGACCUGAAUGCCUUCCCAUAUACUCCGCUGCUCCGAGCAAAGCCCUUUUCCGGAUUAGGAUUACGCAUGGAGAAGCUUGUCUCGGACAUGAUAUUCUCCGAAGCGGAAUCCGAGUUGCUCGAUGCAGCUGAUGCAGCGACGCGGACCGCGCGCUAUCAACUCACCCUCCUGGACAAGGCCAGGAAUAGCAUGGACCUUGGGCAAGACAGACACAGACAAGCCAGGACGGUGGUCUUAAAGUUGAAGCAACUCUUGGUUGACCUCAUUGGGGCGCUAGAACUUGUCUCCUCCCACCGGGAUCCCGGUUCUGGUCCCCCGCAUCUCCGUUUUGACACGCUACCAUCCAGUACUGCCGAGACGCUCAGGGCUCUUAUCCCAGCCCUCGGAGAAUUGAAUAGCCAGCUUGAAAGGCUAACUGCACGGUCAGCCAGCGGCUCGUCGCUCCUGUCUGCCUUGGCCGUCCCGAAUAUGAAGGCGGAAGUGCUGGGGAGGAUGGCUACCGCUUGGGCAAGGGACGGCCGGCCUGGACAAGGCGCUGCUGUGGAGUGGGUUCCUUUUGAGUGCCUGUAUUUUCCGGUCGGGUCGGCACCCGAGGACGCUCGAGAUUCGGUAGGCUGGGUCCAGAGGGUGGUGAACCUGUUCACAAAGGCGGAUGCCAAGACCCUUAAGCUACGAGCGCGAAGGUUCGGUGUCCUUCAGCGCAAUGGCGGGCCGCUCGAAAAGGUCAUGGUGGAGUUCCGACCAUACCCCUUGAGCAUCAGAGUCGGUAAGCAGCCGGGAGAGACGGGAGGGGCCCCACAAGUGGCCGCCGAUGAGUAUCAGGCCAGAAAAUGGGCCCUGACAAGCCUCGCCCGGAUGCUGCUCUCGUCAGACGCCGGUCCCGAGACGACCCCCGGUUCGAGGUUUCCGAGUGUUCCGUUCCGGUGCCUAUCCGACAUGUCGGCUUCGUCGACGCCAAGUUUCGCGAUGGUCUUCUCAGCCGAGGGGCUGUACGCCUUGCCCGAAAUCAUGCAGCGACAGUUGCCCGCGCCCUCCAUCGCCCAGCGUGUCGAGCUAGCCCUGUCGUAUGCCCGAGCGCUGGCUGCUCUGCACGUGGCGGAUAUCGUCCACGGCAGCUUCAACACCGACAACCUCUUUUUGCGAUUCACGGAUGCAGAGCAUGAUGCCACGCGACAUACCGGCAUGCGACCUAUCACGGAAGCCGACGCCCUGCUUGCCGGCUUCGAGACGGCCCGCAGCCUUGGUGGUUUUUCGGAUAAGCUAGAUGUAGAGGAUGCGGACAUUAGGGUGUAUUUGCAUCCGGAUCGCCUCGCACUGGGAUCGGCAAAGAAUGCGCAGCGGCCUGCCUACGAUGUCUUCGGUCUUGGUAUGGUCUUGACGGAGAUAGGCCGGUGGGAGCUCCUCCGCUCUCUCCCCGGCUAUCCUCCGCCAUGGCAGUCCGACAGGGUUCGACAACAAUUUUGCCGGUCCCAGAGGCACCACUUUUCCGGCGACACCACACCCGAGAAUUUGGGAUCACUAUAUGCCGGAGUGAUUGCGUUUUGCUUUGGGAAAGGCUCGGAUCCGCUAAUUGGACACCAUAAUAGGACGUCGCCCGGACCUAGCGACGAUGACUCCGAGGCUGCAUGGAAGACGUUGCGUGUAGUAGAGCUCAUCCAGGAAUGCGCUCGCCUUGUAGGCGGAUUGCUCACUGCCGGAAGUUCAAAGUAGGCCGGUCAAUGUAGGCAGUCGUCGUUGGUUAUGAA